Molecule: messenger RNA, 1502 nt
Organism: Lolium rigidum
Lineage: Eukaryota; Viridiplantae; Streptophyta; Magnoliopsida; Poales; Poaceae
Product: F-box protein SKP2A-like
Exons: 5
Coding region: 98-1231 (377 amino acids)
Biological process (GO): SCF-dependent proteasomal ubiquitin-dependent protein catabolic process
Cellular component (GO): SCF ubiquitin ligase complex
Molecular function (GO): protein binding
Source: RefSeq, a predicted model, not a curated record
CGCUGUCCGGCCACGCGAUCCGGCUCCGGCUCCGGCUCGAGCUCCUCCUCGCGUGCUUGCGCUGGGGGUAGAUUGGUGCUUGAAGUAAAUACUGAAAAUGGUUAGUGCGAGGUCACUGGACGGGGAGUUGGAUUCGUGCUUCAGGAACCUCACGGUGUCUCGUGGCGGUGGAAGGGGGCAGGCUGAAACUGGUGGUGAUAUGCCUACAUUGUCAGGUUGGAAGGACCUUCCGAUGGAGCUGCUCAUGCGGAUUAUAUCAGUUGUUGGAGACGAUCGAAUCGUCGUUGUGGCAUCCGGUGUUUGCACUGGCUGGCGUGACACGUUAGGAUGGGGGGUCACUAAUCUUUCCCUCUCAUGGUGCCAGCAGAACAUGAAUAAUUUAACAAUAUCAUUUGCUCACAAGUUCACAAAGCUUCAGGUUCUCACUCUUCGCCAAAUCAAACCUCAGCUUGAAGACAGUGCAGUAGAGGCUGUUGCCAACUACUGUUACGAUCUACGUGAGUUAGACCUCAGCAGAAGUUUCAGGCUUAGUGACCGCUCACUGUAUGCACUGGCCAACGGAUGUCCUCGGCUUGCAAAACUUAACAUCAGUGGAUGUUCCAGUUUCAGUGACAGUGCCUUAAUAUACCUUAGUUGCCACUGCAAAAACCUGAAGUGCUUGAAUCUGUGUGGAUGUGUGAAGGCAGCCACUGAUGAAUCUUUGCAGGCCAUAGCCCGUAACUGCGCGCACAUGCAAUCUUUAAACCUAGGUUGGUGUGACAAUGUCACAGAUGAGGGGGUUACCAGUUUGGCAUCAGGUUGCCCUGAUCUGAGGGCCCUAGAUUUGUGUGGUUGUGUUCUUAUAACAGACGAGAGUGUUAUUGCUCUUGCAAGUGGGUGCCCUCACCUUCGAUCCUUGGGCAUGUACUACUGCCAGAACAUCACCGACCGUGCCAUGUACUCCCUCGCAAACAGCUGUGUGAAGAGCAAACGAGGGAGGUGGGGUGCAGUGAGGAGCAGCAGCUCAAAGGACAUCGACGGGCUGGCAAACCUCAACAUCAGCCAAUGCACGGCACUGACACCUCCAGCUGUUCAGGCGGUCUGCGACUCCUUCCCGUCACUCCACACCUGUCCUGAGAGGCACUCCCUCAUCAUCAGCGGCUGCCUCAGCCUGACGUCUGUUCACUGUGCCUGUGGCCUCCAGCGGCACCGUGCUGAAGGCACCCUGCAACCCACGAGCCAUGCCUACUGAGCAUUUGUGUCCGUGGUCUUGUUUCUGGUAAACACCAUCUGCCUUGUGGGGGGGAGUUCGGUCCUGACCUAGAGGAAGACAUGUACAUAAACUCGGAACUUGGUAAUGUAAUGUAUUAGGACUGUUGUAUCAGAGGGCUCUGUGUGUGAUUAGUCGACCAUUGAGUGGUUGGCUGGAGGGUUUCAUGCUCUCCCAUGUUCUGAAAACUGCCAAGAAAUGUUAUGUUAUGGAGUAUUGGAUUUCUCUGAAGAAGCUUGUGUAUUUAUUUUCA